Messenger RNA from Triticum aestivum (bread wheat), 1696 nucleotides. RefSeq lists its product as uncharacterized. The transcript has a single exon. The record is from RefSeq and is a predicted model, not a curated record. Lineage: Eukaryota; Viridiplantae; Streptophyta; Magnoliopsida; Poales; Poaceae. The coding region runs from base 454 to 948 and encodes 164 amino acids.
GACAGCAACCUCAGCUGCCAGCCAACGGGUCGACGCCCCGUCCUCUAUGCAUACUGGAGUGGUUCUCAAAGACAGUGUGUAGAUAGGAAGGCAGUGGAGUGUAUCUCUCUCUCUCUCCCAUGGCCAUGGGCGAUGAUCUAUUUAACAUGCGCCCGUUAUUGGGUUGUUGCUUGCAUAUAAUUCUGUUCCUCGCUUGCUUCUCCUUUACUUAUUGAGCUACUCCUCCAUCAUCACCUCCUCGACGCUUGCCUCCUCCCUCCCUCCCUCCUCGUCCUUCACGCUACUACGUACAAAAGACCACGCACAAGCACAGCACAGCACAAGCAAGCAGUACUCACACUACUGGCAAGCUCCCCAGCUCAGGCAAUUCUCUCGCAUAAACUACUACGUGGCUCUCUUGGCAGAGGAUCUAGAGCAGCGCGCGGUGGGAUCUGCGCGCGCGCACCAGCUUCGAUGGGCCUCGACGUCACGGAAAUCUCUGAAUUGGCGGCGCUCCGGCCGAUCCAGACGGCCGUGAGCGGCGCCCGGGCAACGGCAGCGCCGGGGGCAGAUGAUGACGCUCCAGCCGCCGACAACGCCUGCUUCACACCGAAGGCAAGCGACUCCAUGGCCAUGCUGCCCAUUGCGCCACUGCAGAAAGACGACGUCGGCUUUGCCACGGGCGGAGAAAUUGGGCGGCGAGACGGCUGCGCCGUUGCAGGCGACGAGAGCAGCUUCACCACGCCGACGACAGCCGACAGCGCGCUGGUGCCGGCCACUGUGUGCCCACCGGCGCCGCGGAAAACGGCUGCGGUGCCGACGAGGAAGCGCGCGCCGCUGCAGCAGCGGCUCUUCUAUCCGGUGCCGCGCGAUCUGACCACCGUGUUCGUGGCCGUGCCGCAGUGCCCGCCGCCUGCCAAGAAGAUACGGGCGCACGUCGUGGAGUCAUCGGUGCGUCUAGGCACGUGACGAUGCUGCCACCGACAUCGCCUGCGUCACUCCCACCCAAGGCAAGCGACAUCAUGGCCAUGCUGCCCAUGGCGCCACUGCAGCAAGACCUCGGCGUCGAUGUGAUCGGCCUCGCCACGCCGCCGGCCACGGGUGAAGAAAUCGGGCUGCGAGACGGCUGCAACUAUGGCGCCGCUGCCGGCGACGAGGACAGCUUCACCACGCUGACGAAGGCCGACGGCGCAUGAUGCCGGCGACGGUAUGCCCGCCCGCGCCGCGGAAGUCGGCGUCGGCACCAACGAGGAAGCGUGCGCCGCUGCAGCAGCGGCUCUUCUUCUACCCGGUGCCUCGCGACCUGAUCGCCGUCUUCGUCGCCGUGCCACAGUGCCGCUGCCAUGGCUCGGAUCCACCAACAUGCGCUGACAAGUGACAAGGCCACGACAUAGCACGCGUAGGAAGACGGAGAGCACACGGCGCCGCAGUCGUGUCGUGCGCUUUGCCUUUUCUUUCUGUGUCCUCGCUGCACUUGCGCCAUGCCCAUGGGCCAUGCCCAGUGAUGUACUACUUCCAAGUUUGGACUCGAGCGGCCACCCAUGGAGAGUACGUACGACGUACGCGGUGCAUGGGCAGUGAGAGCAUCUCCAACAGACGUCCAAUAUUAGGGUCGCGUCAAAAAAAUCGCAAGUUUAGCGCAUGCGGAGUUAAAAGUAGCACUUCAGCGGACACGGCAUAAUAAAGCACGCUGUAAAAAGUGUUGAGCGCGUCCGAA